AUGGAUUUUGCAUCCUCGUCGACGUCUUCAUACGCCCCACCACCUUCACCGAGUCCCAGUGAGACCCCACGCAAUGGAAAGAAUCAGAGGAGGAAGACUGGAUGCUUGACGUGUAGAUUGAGGAAAAAGAAAUGCGACGAGGGUAAACCAGCUUGUGGAGCUUGUCUUCGGCUGGGAUUAGACUGUAUGGGGUAUGAUACCAAGAGGCCAGGAUGGAUGAACAAGAAGGACAAGGUGAAGGAUAUGACUGCUCAGAUCAAACACACUGUUCACGAGACAAGAGCAGCUAAGAUGAGAGACCACUGGGCAGCGAGAGCAGCUUCAGUAUCUGGUGGGGACGGUGAUGGGCAUAGCGUGUACAGUCCUGAAGAUCAGGAGGAGAUCUUGGUAGAUAAACCAGUAAUAUCAACGACUAAGCCAUCCUUACACUCAACGAAUGAUUUGACUGUACCUACUGCCGUGUCGAUACCAUCACAAGGUGGAUCAUACGUUGGCGGUGGUUAUGGAUAUAGCGGUGGAACAAGCAGGAAUCUGUUCAACUCACAGCAACCGAACUCGACACCCACCGCAUCCUCUUCUUACCCUCACUCGCAUUCACAAGCCAAUCCUCCAGAUCUGCUUUCAGAACCAUACAUCCCUCAAUCAGCUGCUUCAUCUCCUCUUAUCGACCCGGAUAUCCUUAAUCUACUGGGCCUCAUCCCACCAACCAAACCAACCACCGAUGACCCUUACUUCCCGUUGUACCCCCAACUACCAAACACCUUAUGGUUCCCUUACCCCAGUGCUCUAGAGUCGAGAGAGAACCUAGAGGAUAUGCGUUACUUCCACCACUACCUCACCGUCAUCCUUCCUCUGCAAUUUCGCUUCGACAAUCAACCCAUAUCCGACCUCGUCGCUCCUCUCGCUUUACAGAACCCCAGAGUGCUUCAGGCUCUUUCAGCGAUCGCCGCCCUACACAUUGCAACCAAGAAACGUCGUCAACCGGUUCUUCUAGAGGACUUCGUCGGUUCAGAUAGUGUGAACUCACAUCCGCUUCCUAAUCCAGACGAUGUAUUUGCUCGAACCACCAUCCAAGCGACUAUCAAGGAACUAAAAUCGGUACCCUCUUCCGAAUUAGGCUCGGAUGAUUCCAUCUUAGCUGCAUUAUCAGCAAACAGUUUCAACCUCUUUGAUGGGGGAGAAAACAAGGACUGGGUGGAAACUGCUGAGCUUUGCAGGAGGUGUCUUGCUGCGGUUUUGAAUGGAAUAGCAGGAAUUGGAUCGGGCUUUUCUUCUUCCAAACCUCAAGCCGAUAUCUCUCCCUUGAUGGAUCGUUUGGGCCAUCUGAUCAGUCCUCUGAUGUGGGUGGACAUCCUCAUGUCCGUCACGCAAAAUAAGGCGUCCCAACACCUACCCAUAUACCGCUUAUUCCUGUUCGAUCGAUAUCAGAAGCAAGGUAACGUGUCCAAGCUGCUACGCGAGACUGUCAUGGGAUGUGACAAUACUACACGUCUGGCUUUAGCGGAAACAGUCGCACUAUCUGAAUGGAAGGACAAAGCUAUUCGGUCGGGAACUCUAUCACAUCGCACCCUCGUUGAACGAGCAGACUCUAUAGAAAGAUUGCUCCUAGAGCGAAAAUGGCGAGAAGAGCACCUGUUCCAGCCGGAUGAUACAUCAACAGUUCAGAGGAUGGCGAUGAGCAAUGUUUUCCAUCAUGGUGUAAGGGUGCUCUUGGCUACUGUGUUGGACGGAUGUUAUCCAAAUGUACCCGAUGUUGCGACUGCUGUCCAAGAUACAGCAGAUGCUCUGCUCGCAUUGGACAAGUAUGAUCCUCAGGGAGCGACCGACAAACUCAUGAUUUUCCCCAUCGUCAUCGCGGGGUGUCAUGCGGAACGACCAGCAUUACAAAGAGUAUUUAGACAUCGGUUCGCUAAAUUAGGUGAUGAUGGUACAUCUUUCGGCAAUACUCGGAGUGCACUCAGAUUGAUGGAAGAAGUGUGGAGGAGAAGAGCAGAAGCAACAAGUGAGCAGUCCGAGACCCAUUGGAGGAAGGUCAUGUUUGAGCUGUACGAAGGAGGUUUGUUACUAAUCUAG
Kwoniella botswanensis is the source of this 2073-nucleotide messenger RNA. RefSeq lists its product as uncharacterized. Gene Ontology annotation, molecular function: zinc ion binding; DNA-binding transcription factor activity, RNA polymerase II-specific. The transcript has 8 exons. Bases 1 to 2073 code for a protein of 690 amino acids. NCBI's taxonomy places the organism in Eukaryota, Fungi, Basidiomycota, Tremellomycetes, Tremellales, Cryptococcaceae. Gene Ontology annotation, biological process: regulation of DNA-templated transcription. The record is from RefSeq and is a predicted model, not a curated record.